Molecule: messenger RNA, 705 nt
Organism: Cornus florida
Lineage: Eukaryota; Viridiplantae; Streptophyta; Magnoliopsida; Cornales; Cornaceae
Product: ATP-dependent DNA helicase PIF1-like
Exons: 1
Coding region: 1-705 (234 amino acids)
Biological process (GO): DNA repair; telomere maintenance
Molecular function (GO): DNA helicase activity
Source: RefSeq, a predicted model, not a curated record
AUGGGCCGGAAUAUAAAUGAUUACAAGUUGCCAAAUAUUGAUUAUGCGAAUGAUUCCAACAGUUAUGAUUCCUCUAGAGAGAUCAGCAACGAAAUGGCUAUUGUUACUCCGUCUGACGAUUACAAUGCAAUAGUAAAUCUUAACAAUGAGCAACAAAAUGCAUACAUGACUAUACUUGAAUGCAUAAUGUCAAAUCAACCAAACAUCUUCUUCAUUGAUGGGCCAGGGGGUACAGGAAAAACGUAUUUGUACCGUGCAUUACUUGCGAAGGUUAGAUCUGAACAUGGAAUUGCACUUGCAACUGCAACUUCUGGAGUGGCUUCUUCAUUAUUACCAGGUGGUAGGACUGCACAUUCAAGAUUUAAGAUUCCUAUCAUAGCUGACGAGUCAACUACUUGUAACAUUUCAAAGCAAAGUUCAACUGUAGAACUCUUACGAAAAACCAAACUAAUUAUUUGUGAUGAAGCACCAAUGGCUAAACGUUACGCAAUUAAAGCAGUUGAUAGAACUCUACAAGAUUUACUUGGCAAUAAUUUAUCUUUUGGAGGAAAAGCUGUGGUUUUUGGCGGAGAUUUCAGACAAGUGUUACCCGUACUACCUCGAGCGACUAGAGCUGAAACUAUUGAAGCAAGUCUGGUAAAGUCUAAAUUAUGGAAAAAAAAUGAAGAAAAUACAAUUGAAAAAGAACAUGAGAACAAGAAAUGA